CCUCUUUAUUUUUUCACCCCGUCCCGCGACCGCCGGAGAUACCUGCAGUAUAUCACCAGCCUCCCUCCCACGCAGCACUUCCCCCCGACGGCUUGCCCAGAGUGCUCUCGAAUCACCUUGCGCAGUGCCCUCCUGGCCCCCAGCUCAUCCCCGCAGACCCGACCGUGCUCCUCCUGCACUGCACGCCUGUUCGCCUGCCUGCCUCUCCCGCCACAUCCGCUCCCGCCGCGCCGGCACCUCUGACGGCUUCCGCCCACAACUCGUCCCUCACAGGGCCUCCGUCUUCACGCCGCCCACGCCGCCGCCGCCGCUCCCUCUUCAGCACCGACACGUCGCCCGCGCUCGCGCGAGACCGGAACCCUGGCGCUUCAACCCGGUGCCUUCGGCGCAGGCCCUCCAGCUGUGGCCAACAUGGCCCAGCCCACUGCAGAGCCCGUCGAGGACUACGAGUAUGAGGCCCUCCCGCCAAACUUCUCCCUUGUCCAGAACAUGGCCGCCGGUGCCUUUGCUGGCAUCGCCGAGCACACUGUCAUGUACCCAAUUGACGCCAUCAAGACCCGCAUGCAAAUCAUCAACCCGGCCAGCACCUCGGUCUACAAUGGCAUGAUCCAGAGCACAAUGCGGAUAGCUUCGGGCGAGGGUGUCCUCAAGCUCUGGCGAGGCAUGUCCAGUGUUGUCGUCGGCGCCGGUCCUGCGCACGCCGUCUAUUUCGCCACCUACGAAGCCGUCAAGCACCUCAUGGGUGGCAAUCAGGCCGGUGUCCAUCACCCGCUUGCCGCUGCCACAAGCGGAGCCUGUGCCACCAUCGCCAGCGAUGCACUGAUGAAUCCUUUUGACGUCAUCAAGCAGCGCAUGCAGAUCCAGAACUCGAGCAAGAUGUACCGCUCCAUGUUUGACUGUGCCAAGUAUGUCUACAAAACCGAGGGUCUCGGGGCCUUCUACGUUUCGUACCCGACAACUCUCUCCAUGACAGUGCCCUUCACGGCUCUUCAAUUCCUCGCGUACGAAUCAAUAUCGACAACCAUGAACCCCCACAAGAAAUACGACCCAUUCACCCACUGCGUCGCUGGUGCCGUCGCCGGCGGCUUUGCUGCAGCUCUCACCACACCCAUGGACGUAAUCAAAACCAUGUUGCAGACUCGUGGUACAGCGACAGACCCUGAGCUUCGGUCUGUCAACAGCUUCAUGGCCGGCUGCAAGCUCUUGUACCAGCGCGAAGGUUAUAGGGGCUUCUUCAAGGGUGUCAAACCCAGAAUCGUCACCACCAUGCCCAGCACUGCUAUAUGCUGGACUGCCUACGAGGCAUCAAAAGCAUACUUCAUCCGGACGAACGACGCGUCCUGAGUCCAUGCACAUUUGCAGUAGAAUGCUGAGCGCAACUAAGAGUCCGCUGUCCAUCGGUCUAAGCGAGCGCGGAGGCCUCAACAUCUGCUG
Molecule: messenger RNA, 1434 nt
Organism: Microdochium trichocladiopsis
Lineage: Eukaryota; Fungi; Ascomycota; Sordariomycetes; Xylariales; Microdochiaceae
Product: mitochondrial carrier domain-containing protein
Exons: 5
Coding region: 412-1344 (310 amino acids)
Biological process (GO): iron import into the mitochondrion
Cellular component (GO): mitochondrial membrane
Molecular function (GO): ferrous iron transmembrane transporter activity
Source: RefSeq, a predicted model, not a curated record